This is a messenger RNA of Symbiodinium sp. CCMP2456, 1740 nucleotides long. Lineage: Eukaryota; Dinophyceae; Suessiales; Symbiodiniaceae. The record is from the annotation of a GenBank genome assembly.
AUGUACACAGUUGCCGUUGAGACGUUAUUGCGGAUGACAGCUGUUGAACCGCAUGAAGAGCUGAAGGCACGCGGGGAGCUGGUUGAGUUCGAAGACAGCGCGGAUCAAACGGCGAGCUUUGUUUCGCACCAGUGGAUGACCCAGCAUCACCCUGACCCCGAGUGCGAGCAGCUGAAGAUUUUACAGGGUGCCUUCACGCAUCUUUUGAGCAGUGGCGGCAGUGUGCCUGUGGACUUCGUUACCGAGGCUUUUGUGCUCACCGCAAAACCGAUUCCGAAGAGCACGUUUCGGACCUCUGCGCUAGUUGUGUGGUAUGACUACUUUUCUGUCCCACAGCUGGAGAAGCGCCAAACCUUUGGUGCUGACGACAAGGACGGCAGCCAGCAAGCGAGAGGUAUCAACAGCAUCCCGGCAUAUGUGGCCAGGUGCAAGCAUUUUCUGGCACUUUGCCCAGCUCUCAAGUCGGACUCCAAAGUGCUCGGUGCGAUGACGUGGUCCCAGAGGGGCUGGUGCCGCGUGGAAAGAGCAGCGCGCGAGCUGUCUCCAGACAGCACCUGGAUUCUGAUUAAGAGUAGCACCUGCCUUGAAGUAUUGGGUGGAACGACGUCCUUUCCAACAGGUCCAGUCGGAGAAGGCAACUUUUCAAACGAAGAGGAUCGCCAGACAUUGGCACCAGUGAUGCGGAGCAUUGUAAUGCGGAAGAUGCUGCACUGCUUGAAGAGACGGGACUUCCCCGGCUUCCGGCGCCAGCUCAACUUGCAGAGUGUUCACUUUCGAGGCCUUGAGGUCCAGCCCAUAGACGGCCUCCUCGAUAUCGACCAUGAUGCCGAUGCAGUUUCACAAUUCCUCUUCCAGAACGGCCUCAGGAAUGUCCGAAAACCUGACACAGCAGGCUGGUGGCCGCUGCACUAUGCAGCGUUGUCCGGCCAGGCUGAGGUCAUCCGAGGGCUCCUGCAGCUGCGGGCAUCCGUCAACCAACGGACUUCCAAACCUGAGCCUAACUUGGGCGUUCCGCCAUGGAUGUCCGCGCUAGAUCUGGCAGCGCUUUUCGCGCACCGCGAUGCCGCACUGGCUUUGAUCUCCGCUGGCGCCGACAUGGAAGGCGGCGUGGCUCCAGCCCAGAACUACACUCCCAUGAUGGACGACGUCGAAGGCCUCCGCGCCCUUCGCGCCGCGGGAGCUCGUCGGGAAGCCACUGGCAUUCUGGGACACUGCCCCCUGCAUGUGGCAGCGGGUAUGAAUUCGCUGCUCUGUAUGGAGGAGCUGGCACCGCAUUCGAGCACCGAAGAGCUCAACAUGGCACUUGGGAUAACCGCAUUGCGAGGUGGCUCAGUGGAGCAGGUCCAGCUCUUGAUUUCCAAUCAAGCCGACGUGAACUGCCAAUACGACGUGGCACGUGAGAUGAACCGCUUGUUUCGGUUUGCUAUUCGAGCCACAGCUUUGGCGCUCCGCUGCGGGAAAGGCACAGGUUUCUCGACCAUCGCGUAUCAUUUUCACCGCAGCACGCCAUUGAUGCAUGCCGUGCGGAUGGCUAACUACGAGACCGCGGCGGCCCUAAUUGCAAACGGUGCAAGGGUAGACUCUGACCUUUGCGACUCCCGGGGCUUCAGCGUGGCCGAUUUUGCAAAAGGCCAAUCCAUUCCGCACUUUUUGCAGAAGGGUUUGGAUGGAGACCCUUCAGAAUGUGAACGGGUCAUGUCCCUCGCAUUCGAGAAUGGAAUGAUCGAGGUUGCCUUUUGA